AUGACAUCAGCUCCCCUUCCGGGUAGAGCCAGUUCACCUACAGGCAGCUUUUACGCCAUGAGCGACGACGAAGAGGGCGAGUAUGAUACCAUCACCCACACCGAGACCGGAAAGGGUGUCAAACUCCUAUUUUCUAAGAGCAAAGUUUAUGUUCACCCUACUCCAUCCUCAAAGGAUAACAUCCCCGGCUACAUAGCACUAUUACAGCAAAAAGGACACCAUGAUGAACGACCAACAUCUUCUUCCUCCAACGCAUCCAACUCUUUAGCAUCGGCAGACCUUUUACUUGCUUGGUUACCGGAGUCCUCUCUUGGUGAUGCCGCCAGCAUAUACGUGAAAGUAGAUCUGACCGAUGCCGAGUCCCCGCCGAGGCAAAGCUAUCUUGUACCACCACCCCCUACCGUAACUACCCACAAAGGAUCAAUCGGUCAUUACGCUUUCGCUAUACCUGUUAGUGCGAUAUAUUCUUUACUGGUGAGGCCACCUAGCUUGGGGUGGUGGUUCGGGUCUCUGGUGAUCAAUACCAGAGCUGGGGAUAGCUUCCCAGCAUUGUUCUUUCACGAUAGCGAAUGCCAGUCAACUAUACUCCAGAAGAAGAAGCGGGCUAGGGAGAGCUUUGACCCUUUUGGUGAAAAUGGCCAAAUGUUUUGGGGAGGCGAUGAGGUGCUCCGUUGGUUAAAACGCUACGUCCGGAUAGAAAGGAGUGGGGCUGAGCCGAACAUCUACUUGGUAGAGCCGACCAAAGAAGAUAGCGAGGCUUUCGGCGGAAAGUUAACGUCAAGUACGCCUUCGCAGAUUGGCAGGCAUGACAGUUCUCAAGGUAUAUCCUCGCGCAGUCGUGCCGGGCCUUCACGAGCGGGCGCGGGUGAUCAGAAUGACGCGGGAAUGGACCCUGUCAUGAAAUUUGUGAAGGAGACUGGAUGGAAUCUCCUAGAAAAAUUCAGCAAGGUCACAACGUUCACACGAAGAACCGCCCAGGAUAUAAUUGACAAUCCAAAAAUGCCACCUCAGGUGCGGAGAUUAAUGAGAAACCCCGAAGUUCAGACGUUGCAAGACGAAUUUGAUAGCGCAAGGAUAUACUUAGCCCGGUGGGCGAUGGGAAUAGCUGAGCAGAGCGAAAGGGAUCGAAGCCAGAGGAUAUGGACCGCUCGUGACGUCUUGGAAUUAGAAGAUACUGACGUCGGGGAGUUCGAGUUGCUUGAAACAAGUACUUUAUCUCUGGAGGAGCGAAGGAAAUCAGUGACUAUUAAGGAGUGGAACAGUUUCUUUGAUCCUCGAACUGGUCGCCUUGCAGUCACUAUUGAUGAAGUUAAGGAGCGAAUCUUCCAUGGUGGUCUCGAUCCGGAGGAUGGAGUUCGCAAGGAAGCUUGGCUGUUCCUGCUUGGUGUGUAUGAUUGGUACAGCACAAAUGAGGAACGGAAAGCGGCAAUCGCAUCUUUGAGGGACGAAUAUGUAAAACUAAAGGCUGCCUGGUGGGAAAGGCUGGUAGACCUUGGUGGCGAAGGAGAGGACGGUGAAUGGUGGCGAGAGCAAAGGGGCAGAAUCGAAAAAGAUGUGCAUCGGACCGACCGCACAGUUCCAAUUUUCGCAGGAGAAGAUCUUCCUCAUCCUGAUCCCGACUCCCCAUUUGCCGAGGCUGGUACCAAUGUCCAUAUGGAGCAGAUGAAGGAUAUGCUACUCACUUAUAACGAGUAUAACAGGGAUCUUGGUUACGUCCAGGGAAUGUCUGACCUGCUUGCUCCGAUAUAUGCCGUUAUGCAGGACGAUGCCAUUGCCUUCUGGGGGUUUCAGCGUUUCAUGGAGCGAAUGGAACGGAAUUUCCUACGAGAUCAGUCCGGCAUGAGAAAUCAGCUUCUCACUCUCGAUCAUCUAGUACAGUUCAUGGAUCCAAAGCUAUAUGCUCAUCUUCAGUCGGCCGACAGCACCAACUUUUUCUUCUUCUUCCGGAUGCUAUUGGUCUGGUAUAAACGCGAAUUCAAGUGGAUGGACGUCUUGCACCUAUGGGAAGUGCUCUGGACAGACUACUUGAGCAGUAGUUUCCACUUAUUCGUAGCCCUUGCUAUUCUAGAGAAGCACCGAGAUGUGAUCAUGAUUCACCUUAAACAUUUUGACGAGGUGCUUAAAUAUGUUAACGAAUUAUCGAAUACGAUAGACCUUGAGUCUACAUUGAUCCGAGCAGAGGCUUUGUUCCGCCGUUUCCAGCGGUUGAUUGAAGCCAUAGAUAAGAAGCAAAACUUUCCAACACCAAGAGUACAGCAAGAUUCGUCGUCAAAUUCCGCAUCCACUUCACCCAAACAGCCAAGUAACAAAAACGGAAAGGCUACAGAAGAGCAGCCGAAAAAGACGAUUACGCCUGAGCUGCGGAAGCUACUGAGUAAAAAUAUAGAAGUGCUUCCACGAAAGGUGGUGCAAAAGAAAGGCGAUAGUAUUACUACCGAUGGUGCCUAG
Molecule: messenger RNA, 2448 nt
Organism: Daldinia childiae
Lineage: Eukaryota; Fungi; Ascomycota; Sordariomycetes; Xylariales; Hypoxylaceae
Product: GTPase-activating protein GYP7
Exons: 3
Coding region: 1-2448 (815 amino acids)
Biological process (GO): activation of GTPase activity
Molecular function (GO): GTPase activator activity
Source: RefSeq, a predicted model, not a curated record